AUGGACCUUCCUGCCCCUGCUGCUGCCACCCCUGCCCUGGCCCUGGCCUCAGCUCCAGCCCUAGCACAGGGCUCCCUGGCACUGCCCUUCCUGGGAAACCCAUCGCCCCUUCUCUCCUCUGGACAAGAAGUAAAUAAAUAUGAACGAGGAGCUUCUCUUUGGAGGCCCUGGCUGACCUCUACAAAUGACCUCCCCAGGCAGGUGAGGAAACGUGUGGAUUUGGCCCCCGGUGGGACAACAGGUGCCAAGGUCACCAAGGUUGACUUUGAGUUCCAUCACCCGGUCAGACUCUUUUGGCCUAAAUCCUGCUCCUUUGACUACCUGUACAGUGAUGGGGAGAUUUUACUGCAGAACUUCCCUGUCCAGGCAACCAUCAACCUCUAUGAGGACUCAACCAGCGAGGAGGAGGAGGAAGUGGAGGAGAGAGAAGAGGAGGAGAAAGAGGAAGCAGAUGGAAAGGGGCCAGAAGGGUGUGUGAAGGUACCAGGGUCAGCACCACACAGGGCCACAGCUCAUUCUCCCUCCCUGCCCCGACCUGUCCCAACUGAACCAGUCAGUCUGAUGGGGUUCAUUAUGCCUGGCAACGUUUCAGGGCAUUGA
Budorcas taxicolor (takin) is the source of this 600-nucleotide messenger RNA. It is a transcript of the gene RIPPLY1, whose product is annotated as ripply transcriptional repressor 1. Bases 1 to 600 code for a protein of 199 amino acids. The transcript has 4 exons. Gene Ontology annotation, cellular component: nucleus. The record is from RefSeq and is a predicted model, not a curated record. NCBI's taxonomy places the organism in Eukaryota, Metazoa, Chordata, Mammalia, Artiodactyla, Bovidae. Gene Ontology annotation, biological process: embryonic pattern specification; negative regulation of transcription by RNA polymerase II.